GACGACUUGUUUACUUUACUUUCGAAUGACCUUGAAAAAUGCUCGACCUAAGCAUAAAUAUAAAAAAGAAAAAAGAGGAUUAUGCUUUUGAGAUAAAAUGUACUUCAAUUUAAAUUAACGAAAAAACAUCUAGAAUAGACUGGAAUAGACCUAAAAUUUAGUUUUAGAGGUUUUAAAUCAAUUAUCAAAUCUGUAGACAGUAAUUGCGCAUAUGUUUCAAAAAAGAGAAAAUUUCUAGGAAAGUUUUAUGUUCAAUUACUAGAUAAGACAGCGAAUUCAAGCGAACUAGCGAAGAAUUGGAAGUGGUUGCUAGGUAACCUGCUUGCUGAUUGAAUAUUGGGUCGGUCAUUGGACUACUAUCUUCAGGCAAUACAGAAAGAAAACAUGUUGAGGGUUUGGUUGGGCAAAGCAAUAAUUCAGCACACUGAGUGAAUAGCCAUGCUGCUGUCGCGCCUUCCCAGCCAGCACCGUCUGGUGUCCUCUCUGGGACUCAGACUGCUGAGCACGUCGCCCUCCUGUGGCUCCGAGUCGGACGGCUGGCUCAGCAAGCUGCUCGUCAGGAAGAUCGAGCCUACCAAGGAAUCCCACUCUCGCAUGCUCUCCGACAAGGAGGUCAUCUACGAGCUGCAGACGCACAACGUCCGCUGUGGCGAGAUGGACAAAUACAUCGACAACUACGGCCGCUACCACGGCGAGGUGGCCGAGCGGACGGCCGCCGGCCAGCUGGCCCAGGAGCUGGUCGGCAGCUGGGAGGUCACCGUGGGCGACCAGGACCAGUGCAUCCACCUGUGGAAGUACAACGGCGGCUACAAGGCCGUCGACGACGCGCGUAACGCGCACAUCGACGACAAGAGUCUGGCGGCGCUGGUGAAGGAGCGUGGCACGCUACUGCGCGCGCGCCACUCGCAGUACCUGUUGGCGUUCAGCUUCUGGCCGGCGCCGGCGCCGCGGUCCGGCAAGCACCUGUACGAGAUCCGUAGCUACCUGCUCAAGCCGGGCACCAUGAUCGAGUGGGGCAACAACUGGGCACGCGCCAUCCACUUCCGCCGAGAGGGAGACGAGGCGUUCGCUGGCUUCUUCUCGCAGGUCGGCCGGCUGUACAACGUACAUCACUUGUGGUGCUAUGACUCGAUGGCUCACCGUAAGGAGAUCCGUGAGACGGCGUGGCGCAAGCCGGGCUGGGACGAGUGUGUGGCCUACACGGUGCCUCUCAUCACCAACUUCCAGAGCCGCAUCAUCGUGCCCACGCCGUUCUCGCCUACCCGCUAAUGGGUAUCGGCUGAUCCGUCAGGUUACAACGACCUGCAGCACCGCAAGGAGACCCGAGAGAGCGCCUGGCUGCGGCCCGGCUGGGACGAGUGUGUCGCCCACACCGUCCCCCUCAUCGGUGGCAUGCAGUCGCGAAUCAUGUGGGCCAACCCGUUCUCUCCGACCCAGUAGUGGCCGCGGAGGGGGCUCACGUCAGCCGACACGGGACAGAGAUCUGCGCCGGUGUCCAUUCCGCGCGGGCCGACUGUGCGCGCGCGCCGAGGGCUGUUUUGGAGACGUUUAUUGUGCGAGCGAGGGCCGCCCGGGCCCGGAGGUGAUUCGGUGACCGCAGUAUUGUGGGUUUAUGGUCAGUGCUGUGUGUGUAGAAGUGUAACUGAUACCUGUCAAAGGAAAUAAUAUAAGCGUGCAAUAGUU
Amphibalanus amphitrite is the source of this 1683-nucleotide messenger RNA. RefSeq names its product protein NipSnap-like (gene Nipsnap). The coding region runs from base 439 to 1269 and encodes 276 amino acids. Gene Ontology annotation, cellular component: mitochondrion. The record is from RefSeq and is a predicted model, not a curated record. The transcript has 6 exons. NCBI's taxonomy places the organism in Eukaryota, Metazoa, Arthropoda, Thecostraca, Balanomorpha, Balanidae.